AUGGCAUCAUCAAGCAUCUCGAGACAGGCCCCUCGCCUGCUUGGCCGAGCAAUGCGCAACCCCAAGAUGGCGGCCUCAAGCUUCCGCGCUCUUCCCAGCAUCUGCCGCGCAGCCACGCCCUCAAUUUCUUCGCAGCGACGGCAAUUCUCGGCGCAAGUGAUGUUGCGCAAGGGCAUCAUGCCGGAUACUUCCAACCCGGACAAGGCGCCUACCGGAAAUCAGAUCACGUUUGUUGCCGCUGAGCUCUCCGACGAGGAGUACCACGACCUCUCCAACGAAUAUCUACACGACCUCCUGGAGAAAUUUGAGACUCUCCAGGACGACGGCUCCCCAGUUGAUUUUUCCAACACAAAGUCCGGCGUCAUGACCGUGACCGUAGCCAACAAGGGCACCUACGUGAUUAACAAGCAGCCCCCCAACAAGCAGAUCUGGCUCUCAUCGCCUCUGUCCGGCCCCAAACGAUACGACUUCUGCGUUGCCAGCGAGGGGCAGGGAGACAAGGAAGGUACGGCACUUGGGACGUGGAUAUACGCACGGGAUGGAUCGAGCUUGGACGAGCUUAUACACAAGGAGAUCGAAGUGGAUCUGUGA
Trichoderma gamsii is the source of this 591-nucleotide messenger RNA. RefSeq lists its product as hypothetical. Bases 1 to 591 code for a protein of 196 amino acids. Gene Ontology annotation, cellular component: mitochondrion. Gene Ontology annotation, molecular function: iron chaperone activity; 2 iron, 2 sulfur cluster binding; ferric iron binding. Lineage: Eukaryota; Fungi; Ascomycota; Sordariomycetes; Hypocreales; Hypocreaceae. The transcript has 2 exons. Gene Ontology annotation, biological process: iron incorporation into metallo-sulfur cluster; intracellular iron ion homeostasis. The record is from RefSeq and is a predicted model, not a curated record.